Triticum turgidum subsp. durum (durum wheat) is the source of this 1446-nucleotide messenger RNA. Lineage: Eukaryota; Viridiplantae; Streptophyta; Magnoliopsida; Poales; Poaceae. The record is from the annotation of a GenBank genome assembly.
AUGGGAAAUGGCGACGAGGAGAAGGUGGAAGGCCUCCACCACGCUCGGCAGCCCCCGCACGGCGAGUCUUCCUCCUCCUCCCCUUCCUCCCGCCACGCCACGAAGCGCCGACGCGCGCACGGCGCGGCAGCAGCCAUGGCCGACCGCUUCUUCCCCAACGACCUCCCCGACUUCGUCGCCGAGGCACCCGACGGCGGCGACCCUCCCGCCGCCGGGCUCCGCGGCCUGCUCUCUCUCCCUUACCCCAGGCUCUCCGACCGGCUCCUCCGCGCCGCGCUCCGGCUCAAAGACAAGGCACGCCGUCUUUGCUUCAUUUCUUGUGUUGUGGUUUCAUUUCGGGGCGCGCGCGCGCGAGGUGCUCGACUGAUUGAUCGUGUCCUGCAGGUCGUGCAAGAGACAUGGACUAGGACGGGGGGGCAGGUGACGGACUACACGCUCUACACGGGCGCGCUCGGGACGGCGCUCCUGCUGUUCAAGUCCUUCCAGGUCACCGGCGACCGCCGUGAUCUCAACCUCGCCAGCGACAUCGUCCAAGCCUGCGAUGCCGCGUCGCUUGGCCUACCGUUCUUGACUUUCAUAUGUGGGAGGGCCGGUGUCUGCGCUCUCGGAGCAGUGAUCGCGAAGCAUUGCAAUGAUCAGUUGAUGGAGACCAACUUUCUGAGCUCGUUUGAUGAGAUAAUUAUCACAGAGAAAGUUCCAAAUGAGCUGCUGUAUGGAAGGGCGGGCUAUUUGUGGGCUUGUUUGUUCCUGAAUGAGCAUCUCAGUGACAAGACAAUUCCUGCCGAACACAUUAGUUCUGUAGCAAAGGACAUAAUUAGGGAGGGAAGGAAGCUGUCGAACAAGGGGAGCUGCCCGCUGAUGUAUGAGUGGCAUGGGAAGAAGUACUGGGGUGCUGCCCAUGGACUUGCUGGAAUCAUGCAUGUUCUCAUGCACACUGAAUUGAAGCUGGAUGAGCAGGAUGACGUGAAGAAUACUCUGCAGUACAUGAUCAGUAACCGGUUUCCAAGUGGAAACUACCCCUCGAGUGAAGACAGUGAAUCCGAUCGCCUGGUGCAUUGGUGCCAUGGUGCCCCUGGUGUUGCUCUUACACUCGCUAAGGCAUAUCAGGUCUUCCAAGAUGAUCACUUCAAGCAGUCCGCUGCAGAGGCUGCUGAAGUUGUCUGGAACCGUGGUCUUCUCAAGCGAGUUGGAAUAUGCCACGGUAUAAGCGGGAAUGCCUACGUAUUCCUCUCACUUUAUAGGCUAACUGGCAAUGUUGAGUACCUCUACCGGGCUAAGGCUUUUGCUUGCUUUCUGCUUGAAAAUGCUGAUCGAUUGAUUGCUGAGGAGGCCAUGCAUGGUGGUGACCGUCCGUUUUCAUUGUUUGAAGGAAAGGCUGGGAUGGCAUAUCUCCUUUUAGACAUGGUUAACCCCUCGGAAUCAAGGUUCCCCGCCUACGAACUUUGA